AUGGAGAAGCUGUUGGCGGACCUGAACACGAUACAAAGCUGCAUAUGGACUGUUAGUGCCACAAAGACGGACUUCGAGGCGAUUAGAAGAAAAUUGCAGCAGUUGAACUGCGAACUGCAAGUGCAUGAAACGCUUGCAGACACUACGAGAUGGCUGCACGAAACGGACCGCUUGAACGCUCGUUACAGAACUAGAGUUGAAAAAAUGGUUACAAUGGUGCAUGGCGAUGAGAAAAACCCUGGUGUCAGAUUUGAGAUGUUGCGGUCUCUUGAGAUGAAGGCUUUCAUGUUUGUAAGCGCUUCCUACACAGUUUUGGACAUCCGAAAAAUGAGCCAGGACGUGUUUGCUUGCCUAAUGGAAAUGGCUCCGAAAUAUAUAGACACGAUCACGCUACCUACCGGCUGGAUGCAUCGUACAGAAUUGCGGGCUGCAGUGGCAGGUUAUGCCAAAUCGGGAACUGCCUUCAAAAGAAGUAUACAAUACCACCCUAAUAAGUAUCAAGUCGACUCACAUCUGUUCUAG
Messenger RNA from Bipolaris victoriae FI3, 522 nucleotides. RefSeq lists its product as hypothetical. Bases 1 to 522 code for a protein of 173 amino acids. The transcript has a single exon. The record is from RefSeq and is a predicted model, not a curated record. Lineage: Eukaryota; Fungi; Ascomycota; Dothideomycetes; Pleosporales; Pleosporaceae.